UUCAACCAAGUUUUCUUUAGCUUUUUAAUAGACAUAUUUUACAGUGAGAGGAAGGAGGAGAGGUAAUUAGCUUUUCUUUUCCCCUUUUUCAAAAAGCAAACAUCUUUCUUGACACAAAUAAACCCCUCUCUUUAUCAUUCAAACCCAUUUUCAUUUUUUUUUGAUAAUCAAGUUUUUUACUUGAAUUUGACCUUGUUGAAAAUUUCAAAAAACCCUGAAAAACCCAUUUAAUUUCUUCCUACAUUCUCAUGAUCUAAUUGUGAAAAUUAGGCAUCAUGACGAGAUUGACUCGUGAAUUUGCUACAAUGCAAAAGGAAAACAUCCCAGCUGUUUCAGCUGAUGUGCAGUUUUUAUCGAGUCGAUUUCCUAAUUACAAGAUAGGUGCUGAUUAUAAGGUUUUAGAGAAUAAAGACGAGCCAAAGAUGUUGUCAAUGAAAGAGAUUGUUGCUCGCGAGACUGCAAUGUUGUUGGAACAGCAGAAACGUCUGUCAGUUCGUGAUCUUGCUCACAAAUUUGAGAAGGGACUGGCAGCUGCUGCCAAGUUAUCUGAAGAGGACAAGCUUAAGGAAGCUGCUUCUUUGGAGAAACAUGUUCUUUUAAGGAAGCUUAGAGAUGCCUUGGAAUCCCUAAGAGGUCGUGUGACUGGUAAAAACAAGGGUGAUGUAGAGGAAGCCAUUUCCAUGGUUGAGGCUUUGGCUGUUCAGUUAGCCAAAAGAGAAGGAGAAUUGCUUCAUAAAAAGGAAGAAGUUAAAAGGCUAGCUCACUUUCUUAAGCAGGCUUCUGAAGAAGCAAAAAGGCUUGUUGAGGAGGAAAGGUCUAUUGCUCGUGCUGAAAUUGAAAAUGCCAGAGCAGCUGUUCAGCGUGUUGAAGAAGCCAUUCAGGAGCAUGAGCAAAUGUCGCGCGCUUCAGGAAAACAGGAAUAUGAAGAGUUAAUGAAUGAAGUUCAAGAGGCUAGACGCAUCAAAAUGCUUCACCAGCCUAGUAAGGUAAUGGACAUGGAAUACGAACUUAGAGCUUUAAGGGCCCAACUUGUGGAGAAGUCUAAGCAUUCUAUUCAGCUUCAGAAGGAGCUUAUAAUGAAGAAAAAAAUUGAGGAGGAAAUGUCUAAACUAUAUGAAUUGGAUGGGCAAGAGCGAUUGGGUUCGUUUUUGCGGAUCCAGAAACGGUCUGAUGAGGCUGCAGAGCUCUCUGAGUGCUUGAUCCAGUGGUAUCGAAUAUCAUCCGACAGUGACAAAAAGGAGCCUAUUUCAGGGGCAAAUAAACAAGUUUACGCUCCCGAGCCAUUUGAUGUUGGACGAACCUUGCAGGCGAAAAUCACUCUAGAUGAUGGGAAAGUCUUUGUAUCCACCACCGGUCCUAUUGAUCCUGCACCAGGUUUGGGAAGCUAUGUUGAGGCUCUUGUGCGAAGACAUGAUACUGAAUUCAAUGUAGUUAUCACGCAGAUGAAUGGCGUGGAUCAACCGUCACAAUCUAUCCAUGCUCUUCAUGUUGGAAAGAUGAGGAUCAAGCUUUGUAAGGGAAAAACAAUGAUUGCCAAAGAGUACUAUUCCUCUGCCAUGCAGCUAUGUGGGGUUAGAGGUGGCGGAAACGCUGCAGCACAAGCAGUAUUCUGGCAAGUAAAGCCAGGCUUGAGCUUCAUCAUAGCAUUCGAAUCAGAAAGGGAUAGAAACGCAGCCAUUAUGCUGGCCAGGAGGUUUGCUUUCGACACUAAUAUUAUACUCGCUGGUCCUGGCGAUAGAGCACCCCAAGGGUCAUGAUAACUCAUAAAAACUUGCAUCUCCUUGACAUUUUCGCUAAGUGUAAUUAUUGAAGCUCGGUAAUGUAUUGUAUAUUAUUAAGCUUGUACUAAUACAGGGUUGUAGUAGAGGCUUCGUCUAUGUUGUGUGUGAAAUUUUUAUGUGCGCACUAGUCGCCAGUCGCCACCGUCUCCCUUCCCUAACCACAAGAGCAUCCAUUUUUUUUUGUUUGCUCUUCUUUUUUCCUGCCUUGUUUUAAGGAAAUCCAUAAGUUGUAUUAUUUUACUUGCAUGUAUUUUAUUAUUCUUGAAAAUUUUUAACCCUUAUUAAGACAGAACUGACAGUCUCUGAUUGAAUGAUGUAUUUGUGAGUGUUUGUUAAUUUGGAACAGAAGAAAUGAAAAAAAAUUAGUUGAA
Messenger RNA from Amaranthus tricolor (Joseph's coat), 2152 nucleotides. Its product is annotated as stomatal closure-related actin-binding protein 1-like. Gene Ontology annotation, biological process: actin filament organization; regulation of stomatal movement. Bases 276 to 1757 code for a protein of 493 amino acids. The record is from RefSeq and is a predicted model, not a curated record. Gene Ontology annotation, molecular function: actin binding. NCBI's taxonomy places the organism in Eukaryota, Viridiplantae, Streptophyta, Magnoliopsida, Caryophyllales, Amaranthaceae. The transcript is spliced from 13 exons.